AUGAUGUAUCUGAUAUCGAAAGCUUUGCAAUAUGGCGCUCCGUUCUUCAUUAUCACGUCGCCGGUGACGUCCUACGCAGAUCAGAUUAUCAGCAUUAAUCGGAACAGGAGCUCGGCCGGGUUUUCGUUGGACAUCCCGUUGAUUAUGCUUAUCGCGUCGAUUAUGAAGGUAUUCUAUUGGUUCGGAGCUUACUACGAUGUCUCGCUGCUAGUACAGGCUGUGAUUACAAUCGGGGUUCAGAUCGUGUUGCUCAAGGUUGCACUGGAUAACAGGCCGUCUCCGGGGAUCAAGAGCGGAAUCGAGCAUACGCCGUUUAGUAACCUCGAUGCAGGCGGAUUGUCCAGGCCGUAUGAGUUCUGGCAAUGGAAGAAUGCUAGACCGUAUUGGAUGUUCCUCGCAUAUUUCGCCGCUAGCCUGACCUUUAUCCACGUCUUAAUGUCCUACUCACAAACCUACAUCGAUCUGCUAGGCUAUGUUGGUCUAGCCAUUGAGGCAACGCUCCCAUUGCCCCAGAUAAUCGCCAACCACAGUUCUCGCUCGUGCAAGGGCUUCCGUCUCUCCGUCGUCGCGGCAUGGGUUCUCGGUGACACGAUGAAGCUCAGCUAUUUCUUCUUCGGCGGCCAGUUCGUCCCCUGGGCGUUCCGUCUGUGCGCCAUGUUCCAGUGCGUUUGCGACUUCUACCUUGGGUUUCAGUUCUACUUGUACACUCCGCGGGUUGCGGGCAGCCCUAGGAAUCAGGAGGGCUGGGGGACUGAAGAGAAGGAUAUUCGGAUGACUUGA
Messenger RNA from Aspergillus chevalieri, 780 nucleotides. RefSeq names its product PQ-loop repeat-containing protein. NCBI's taxonomy places the organism in Eukaryota, Fungi, Ascomycota, Eurotiomycetes, Eurotiales, Aspergillaceae. The record is from RefSeq and is a predicted model, not a curated record. The transcript has 4 exons. Bases 1 to 780 code for a protein of 259 amino acids. Gene Ontology annotation, biological process: phospholipid translocation; retrograde transport, endosome to Golgi. Gene Ontology annotation, cellular component: trans-Golgi network; endosome.